CACUCGUCGGCAGAUAAAAACAUUCGACUUUUAGCGACGGCUGCUGGGCUGAUUGUGCUCUUGUUUUGGAUGGUUCUGCUCUCGGACGGUGUAAAAAUGAUGUAAUUCGUAUACUUUGCUUGAUAAUUAUCCUUAUUAGUGUGUCCCGGAAUGUCGCUGACAUUGCUGAGAAGUCUGUGCCGGCAACAGCCGCGAAUCCAGCACCAAACAACGCUGGUAUACUAUCGGUUUUGUCACCAGCAGGAUCCCAAAAGGAACGACGGAAAUGUGCAGCAGCCUGAGAAUGCGAAGGAAAAACUUGCCGUCAAGUACAGCCGAGAGAAUGUCAAGCGGAACGUCCAGGGCUACGUAUUCUCCCGAUUUUUCGACUAUGUUAAAAACUAUGACAAAGUCCUGGAAAAGAAGUUUCCCUCCGCUAUGCACGUUUACCGUGUGUUUCUGGUUGGAGUGAAAGAGUUUUUCAACGACAUGAAAAAGCUAGUCAAGAUUACCAAAAUUGUGUACACGCAUGAUAACGACCUGCGUUGUUUGACCCGGAAGGAGAUCGAGCUGUACUAUCAGAUGCCGCGGGAUAUGAAGAAAGUUGCUCCAGUGUUGCUCGUUUCUGCGCUGCCGUUUGCCAACUAUGUGGUGUUCCCUCUAGCUUAUAUGUACCCGCGCACGUUCUUGACCCCUCAUUUCUGGUCGAUACAGCAAAAGGUGGAUUUUGCCCAGCAGGACCUAAAGCAGAGACUUCAUUACAACCGACGAGUUUUCCGCUGCAUGCAGGCCAAGUUGGAUGUCUUGAGAAGGAACAAUGAUCCUCUCUGCGAACAAUUCGGAAACAUUCUAGGCCUUCUCGGCAGUGGUCUACAUCCAACUUCGGAAGAAAUCCUCAACAUCAAGGAUCUUUUUGAGAGACCUCCUCUCCAUCUGAACAAUCUGUCGUCGGUGCAUCUGAAAUACCUAUGUAAGCUGCACGAUCUGAAUGCUGGGCUGAUGCGAAGAUACCGUUUGGCGGAGCGGUCCUACAUCGUACAUCACAUGGAUUUGGCCAUCAAACGGGAGGGUGGCGUUCACAAUAUGCCAGUGGAGUCGUUAAAGCACGCCUGUUUUGUGCGGGGAUUGAAUGCGACCAAUCUAAGUACAGAGAGUAUGAUCGACUGGUUGAACGAUUGGGUAAAAGUGUCCUUAAUCAUCAACCAGGAUAACAUUAGCUUAUUUUUGCAUCUUCCGGUUCUGCUCUCCUACAACCACCCGAACAAUUGGAUUUUAAUCCACUAGCAAGGUCGGGUAAUGAGAAUCGGAUCGACCCUUAGGGCCCAUGCCGAAUAAAAUACGGUUGAGUUUAUUUUAUUUUUAUCCUAAAACUAUGAUUUGAUUGUUAAUAAUAAAUGAAUAUGAUUCAUUUCUCGA
Molecule: messenger RNA, 1395 nt
Organism: Aedes albopictus (Asian tiger mosquito)
Lineage: Eukaryota; Metazoa; Arthropoda; Insecta; Diptera; Culicidae
Product: LETM1 domain-containing protein 1
Exons: 3
Coding region: 151-1263 (370 amino acids)
Cellular component (GO): mitochondrial inner membrane
Molecular function (GO): ribosome binding
Source: RefSeq, a predicted model, not a curated record